AGUGCGUUUUUAUAAACUUUCUUUUGUCUCCUCUCCUCCUUUCCUUUGCCAGCGCUCCUUCCUUGUUUUUAAUUUAUUCCUUUAAAAAAUGGAAAACUAUUUCUUCUCUUAACUAUACAAAUCAUUUUCUUUCACCGAGUCUCGGAUAUCGCUUGCCUUCCUUUUCCCCCUUCUUUAUAGUUUUUCUUCCCACUUAAACAAACCCCAUCUUAGACAGUUUGAAGUCUAAAUUAAUCCAUUAAUUAUAUACUAUUAACCAUUGUUUUUAGAUAAUAAAAUUUUAAUCCUUUGGUUUCCUUGUUUUGAUGCUGGCAUGGCCGGUCUUUUCGAUGCUCGUCAUCAGCUUCACAGACCCGACCUUCAUCUCCAACACCGACCUAAACCCGAAGAGCAUGAUGCUUCCAACAACCGCGUUGGUGGUGGUGCACAGUAUGGCUCGGCCGAUCAUCAACGAGACGAUGAGUCAACUCACCAGGGUCUAGACCUGGUCAACGCUGCCAACUCGGGGUCAGGUGAUGACCUUGUGGCUCGUAGGUCAAGGGGACGUUCUCCGGGCUCGAAGAACAAUUCUAAGCCACCGGUUAUCAUAGCAAGGGAGAGUGCCAACACGCUCCGAGCUCACAUUCUUGAGAUUGGGAACGGCUGCGAUGUGUUCGACUGUAUCGCCAACUACGCUCGGAAAAGGCAAAGAGGUGUCAGUAUAUUGAGUGGCAGUGGUACAGUGACCAACGUGACCAUUAGGCAACCAUCGGCAGCUGGAGUUGUGGUUACCCUCCAAGGCAGAUUUGAGAUUCUGUCUCUCUCGGGUUCUUUCCUGCCUCCGCCGACUCCGCCAGGCGCCACCAGUUUGACAAUCUUUUUGGCCGGUGGACAAGGUCGGGUUGCAGGAGGGAGUGUGGUUGGUGAGCUAAUGGCGGCGGGACCUGUUAUUGUUAUAGUUUCGUCGUUUACGAAUGUGGCCUAUGAGAGGCUACCUCUGGAAGAGGAUGACCAGCUGCAGAUGCAAUCCGGAAGCGGCGGAGGAGGUGGUGGAAAUAACAUGUUUGCUGAUGCAGGAGCUGCCCCAGGUGGGUUGCCUUUCUUUAAUUUGCCUCUAAAUAUGCCCCCUAACGUCCAGUUAUCGGUUGAAGGAUGGCCUGGAAACUCAGGUGCUAAUAGGCCUACUACGUUUUGAGAACUUUUCAAUGGUAAACUCAUGGACUAGUUAUCAACUUCUUCUUACACUUUCUCUUAUGUUGAUGUUAAGUUUAGUUUUUUUUAUUAUUAUUUUUUUCUCAAUCUUUGUUUUAGUUCCUUUUGUUAAUCUUUUUUCUGGUUUCUUUUGGGAUUUCUGGAAAUAGUCCUUUCUUGUUCAUGGUUUGAUAUGAUGUAUUAACUUCUGUUGGAUAAUAUAAUCAGUCACUGAAUUUUCAGUGUUACUAACAGAUCAAAUUGGGUUUCCCUCUUGCUUUAAUUGUUGUCCCUUCAUCUUUUCAAAUCUUUCAUUUCAG
This is a messenger RNA of Hibiscus syriacus, 1490 nucleotides long. Its product is annotated as AT-hook motif nuclear-localized protein 23-like. Gene Ontology annotation, molecular function: minor groove of adenine-thymine-rich DNA binding; DNA-binding transcription factor activity. The record is from RefSeq and is a predicted model, not a curated record. The coding region runs from base 314 to 1174 and encodes 286 amino acids. The transcript has a single exon. NCBI's taxonomy places the organism in Eukaryota, Viridiplantae, Streptophyta, Magnoliopsida, Malvales, Malvaceae. Gene Ontology annotation, cellular component: nucleus.